UCCCAGUUCCACCUCUCUUCUCAGCUCAGUCAUUACCUACUAUUAUCCUUCCGUUGUUUACUUCCAUCACCUCUAUUUAACCUCCAACGUCAAACUACAGGAGGACUUUCCUCUAUCCACGUACACAUAACUCGUCCUUUCCAAUCUCACAUCGUCAAUAUGGCGACCACCAGAGAAUGGGGUUGCAUAAUCGAGCAUGAACAACAGAACAUCAUAAACCUCAACAAGUCUCUGUUGGGCCAGAAAAAUAAAUCGAAGAAAUCACGCCCAGAGCUUGAAAAGGCAUUCGAAUCUUCUCUUCCUUUCACCGAACUCGUCGCUCGCAUGCGAGAUGAUGACAUGUUUCAUACCAACAUGCGCCCAUGGCUGAUCGAUGACACCUCGCAUCAGCCGUCCGCGCGUCCAGCCGCUAUGUUGAAGCCGAUCAAGAUUAAAGACUUGUGUAUCGGCAUCACCCAUUCGCAGAGUGUGGCAAUCUUGAGAACUUUCACGAACGCCAAGUUUGACCGCUAUCUCUGUGCCGGUGUUGAAGACUCUUCUGCUUCCGUCGACUGCAUUUUGUUGCACAACACCGACCCCUUUCUACGCCCGAACCAGAUCUUGCCCAAAGGGAUCGUCAUUGCUGUCAAGGAGCCCUGUUAUCGUGUAUACCCGAACGGCAUGCACGCCAUCGUCGUAGAGCAUCCUUGUGAUCUGAUCGAGCUCGAUGUCGGUAGCCCUUUGAUGCCUCCAGCAUGGAAAGAUGCCGUUUUGUCCCUUGUCCCCCGCGGCGCUGAGAACUGGAAGAAAGAGGGAAACACCGCACUGAAAAAGGGCCAUUACUUGAGCGCCGCCCGAGCCUACACGGUGGGAAUUUCGAUUUGCAAAGACGGCGAUUCCCAGAUUCGUUGCGAUCUCCUGCGUAACCGAGCCCUGGCCAAUCUAUCUCUUGGGCGAUUCCAGCAAGCUCGCGAGGAUGCCUUGGCAUCAUGUAUUUCGGAUGAUCACAGCGAUAAAGCUACAAGCGCUCUCAACAUGAAGGCACUUUAUCGCGCCGCGCGAGCCUCUUACGAGCUACGUCAAUUCGAGGAGGCUCAAACUCACCUGAAGAGUGCGCUCGCUCUUGCUCCAGAGAGCCCUGACAGCAAUGUGUUGCAGGAACUCUCUCGAACCGAGGCUCGUAUCGCCGAGGCCGCAACGGGCAACUACGAUUUCGAAGCCAUUGACAAAUCCAUCAAAGUGGGCCACACUCGAGUUGACGCUGCUGAUUUCAUCGCCAACACCAAGUUGAAGGAUCCGCGAGGCCAGCCGCGCCGAGGCUUGGUAGCGACCAAAGAUAUCCAGAUGGGUGAGAUCAUCCUGUGCGAGAAGGCGUUUUGCGCCGCCUUCUCUCACGAUGGGCCAGCACAAGCCCACAACAAUACGGUCUACAAUGACAACACCAAGCAAUCCUGGGUCGGUGCCUACGCAAGAAUUGUUCCCAUGGUAAUCCAGAAAAUCAUGCACAACACAUGCAUUGCCAAGCCCGUCUUCAACCUUCAGGAGCCUCGUCCAGCGGGCCGCCGCAAGUGUCGACGUAUCGACGGCCAGACCGUGAGCAACAGCUUCGUCGUCGAGGCCAUCCUCGGAAAGAACAAAUUCGGACUGGCGGGGACGCGCACGCGUGAUGAGCUGCGACGCUGGUUCAACAAUGGGGGGCGGAAUUACUGGGAUCCUAAUGAAAAAGGGCCGCAGGACAUGUACAAUGCCGGCCACUUUCCCUACGCCUGCUUGCUCAACCACUCCUGCCUACCCAAUGGCAUUCGCUCAUUCAUGGGGGACUUGAUGAUAAUUCGCGCGGCCAGAGACAUCAGAGAAGGCGACGAUAUCACCAUCUGCUACAGUUUGCCACGACGGCCCAAGACUAAAGACUAUGCAAGGGUACUAAAGCUUCUCUACGACAUCACCUGCACGUGCGAUAUUUGCAAAGCCGAGGCUCGUUGUCCAAUGGAUCAGCUCAACAAGCGAAAUUCCUUCUUUGACCGGUACAGAGUAUUCUUCAUGCGGUUGAUGAUGAGCUUUGUGACACAGCCAUCGUGGGGUGAGGCAAUAUAUCUUAGGGCCGGAUUGAGAAGCACGUACAUCCCGUCAGUCUACAGCAGCCGCCUCCCGCGUCUUGCGGCUCUGAAUAUCGGCACGGUGAUCAUGAUAAACAGCUCAAUGAAGCCACACGGCGUGGACAUAGUAACCUUCUAUGGCCGCAUUCUCGCUUUCUUACGUGACUGUGGGUUUGCAAUUACCGUCUACUCGGAAAGUGAAGGACUAGAAAUUAACGCGUCAAAAGCUGUGCAAUGGGAUUAUGUUGUAGAUGCGUUUGCGUAUUCGAGCGUGCUAUGCCAGAAGAUGAACAAGCGCGUUUUAGGUGAGAAGUUCGGCGAUUUUGCUGAGCUGAUGUGGCAAAUAUACACGGGAACCAUGUUGGGAUUCGACAAGAUGUUUCCACAUGUUCGGGAUUUCAACAAUGCAAGUCUAGGGUCUUUCUAUCUCGAUGAUCGCUAGGCUUACAUUUGGCCAUGGAUGGAUAAUGAACAAAUCGGAAUGCAGAUGAUGAUGAUGAUGCGGUUGUAAUAACGUAGGUUGUCAAUGCUCAGGAACUCAACUCAGAAUUGAUAAUUUAAUGAAGUGUUUGCGUCU
This is a messenger RNA of Hypoxylon fragiforme, 2652 nucleotides long. RefSeq lists its product as uncharacterized. The coding region runs from base 160 to 2517 and encodes 785 amino acids. The transcript has 2 exons. NCBI's taxonomy places the organism in Eukaryota, Fungi, Ascomycota, Sordariomycetes, Xylariales, Hypoxylaceae. The record is from RefSeq and is a predicted model, not a curated record. Gene Ontology annotation, molecular function: protein binding.